Laetiporus sulphureus 93-53 is the source of this 968-nucleotide messenger RNA. RefSeq lists its product as uncharacterized. The transcript is spliced from 2 exons. Bases 82 to 633 code for a protein of 183 amino acids. The record is from RefSeq and is a predicted model, not a curated record. NCBI's taxonomy places the organism in Eukaryota, Fungi, Basidiomycota, Agaricomycetes, Polyporales, Laetiporaceae.
UGCAACAUACCCGUAUGCUUGCGUAUGGGUCUACCAUGAGAUCCCGGCGAUCGCGCAUAGACGGGGCAUCGGAAUCCUGGAAUGAUUUACAGUGCGACCAUGAGCGGUAUCCUCCUGAACAGCCAAAGGCCCGUUUUAAUCAAGCCGGUAGUACCUGCGCCCACUACCGCCACGAAGAUGACGAAGAAUGUUUCCCGCACAUGGGACCGACUCGGCCGGCUGAAGUUGAAGUACUCAGGAUCUACCGUGACCUGCAUGUCGAUUGGUCCCGAUUUGAUGUGGCGAUACAAGUAUGUGGACUCCAAGGGCGGCAGCUUGAAACCGAAAGGAGUUCGUUCCCUCUGCUCUGGCGACACUACUUCCAUUGGCGUGAGCUCUGAAGCAGGAGGAGGAAGUGCAGAAUAUGCUGGGGCUUCGAUGAGCCUGUCAAGCCACAUAUCGACGCGGCUAUUUGCAAAGCUGCAUUGGCAUGGUAGUGAGACGUGCGAGGGCGUGCGAUUCCAUGAUGCACACUCACCGCGAGUCAUCGAGCAGCUUCUUCAGGCUAUCCGCGACGAAGCCUAUCUCGUACAGGUAAGCAUGUCGAACCACAGGCGAAUACAUGGGCAUGAGCCCGAACAAUCCGACAAGUAGGCUGGAAAAUAAAUACGGGAGGAAGAGCAUAGUGGAUAAAAUACAGCGGGAUGGGGGCGGGGCCCGUGGGGUAUCGCGAGCGGGAGUGUGUCGGACAAAAAAGAGGCUUGUGGUGGUUCGAAAGAGAGACCGCCAUCGCGUCGAGGAUAUGUUGGACCUCCUGCGCUGACGUCUGUCAAUGUCACGUGGAACUCGAAACAUACCGCUAAUGGCAACUGGCUUGCCUGUUUUGGCCGAGACAAAGCGCUCCCUGACGAGAAGUUUGAUUCAGGCGUUUUGACUACUGAUCAGGUGGCGCGUGGCCUUGCCUGGUCGAUCUGAAUGAGACAGGAGAG